UCGGCCCCACAAGAGGAAUGGCCAGUAGCUCACAAAGACAACCCAGAGGGCAGAAAGAUCCACCCCAUGUCCAAAAACCUUUCUUGCAGAUGGCCCAUGCCAGCGAGCCCCUCCUGCCCCCCCAAACGUGGGCUCAACGUGAGUUCCUCAUCCCCAACAAGUCCUGGGAGUGUCCCGGCUUCACCCAGCAGGCCCAACACCGGCUGGCGCUGAGGCCGCCGCCCUGCACGGAAAUCAAGUCUGAGGUGCGUCGCCGACUCAUCUACCCCUGGAAGGACUCCCCACAGCACACGUGGGGCUUUCACACGUGGCUCGAUGUGGGCCGUUUGCCUGCCACCUUUCCCACCAGGCCCGACAGGCCCUACGAUAGCAACGUGUGGCGCUGGCUAACGGACUCCAUGGCCCACGGCUGCCCCCCAGCAGAACCCCCCAUCCCCCCACCCACCUGGAUGGGCCAGAACAGCUUCCUGACCUUCAUCCACUGUACUCCUAUCUUCGUGGAUGAGAACAGGAAGAACCAGGUGAUUGUCAGGACGGUACAGGAAUUGAGAGAGCUGGAGAGACUCAAGCUGAGGAGUGAAGUCAGGGCACCCCCACUGGACACCAAGGGCAACAUCCUGCCCCCAAAGAAGUUCAAGAAGUACCAGCACAUCUCAGCUGGUGGAAGGUUUGAACCCCGACGCCUCCAGCUCCUGCCCAACCCACUUCCCAGUGAUCUUGCCAGGGGCUGGCCCUGCCCGAACCCUCUGCCUCAUUACCAGGAAAAAGCGCUAAAACUGGCCUUGCUGCCCAGUGCGCCCCUGAGCCAGGACCUUGUGAGGAGGUAUCAAACGCUGAUAGAGAACCGGAUUGCCUUGCCCCUCUGUCAUCUCUCCAAGGCACCACCUGAUAAAACCAGGAAAGAAGCAAGGAAGACGAAGAGAAAACCCGGACAGAUCUAAAGAGCCUCCAGCUGGGCGAGGACCGUGUGGGGCAACAGUGUCCUCUACCAGUGUACCUUCAGCAAGAAGCCUUUGGGGUGGUGGAGGACUGGUUCAGAGCCUCACCACCAUCCCUCCAACUGCAAGCCACCUCUGUCCCCCAGGCUCGUGGAAACUCUACUGAAACCCUAAAUUAAUCUCUGUCUUCCUUGGAGGACUCUCUCAUAGCGAAAGGGAGGAUUGAGUCAGGUAGAGCAGGGACAGCGGAGGGAGAUCAAGUUUUUAGGGACAGAAUGAGGAGUGGGGAGGAAGAAUUGUGUGUGUGUGUGUGUGUGUGUGUGUGUGCACGCGUGCGUGCGUGUGCACUUGUUGGGGUGGGAAACGAGGCAUAGUAAGCAACGUGGCUAAGAACUUACCUUGACUCCCAUAACCCAUUUGCAACAUAACUGGGAUUGUUCAGGGGUACAGGAAGCUUCUGAGGCAAAAUAACCUCGAUUCCCCACCUCCCUAGAACAUAGGAUGUCUGAACAAAGACCAGAAGCAACUCUGCCGGAUUGUGGUUCCCACACAGGGUCUGGGAGUGGAGGUCAGGCCAAGGCUGGUGCUAGAGGGUGGAAAAGUCAGGGCUGAGGACGGCUGGCCAGCGCUCUGCGGAGGGAUAGGAGGAGGGCAAAGUAGAGAUUCAAGGUAAAAUGGUGGUCACCUCAGAGCAUGAUGUAAGAGCCUUGGGCCUGCGUGGCAGGUGACCCCAGCUGGCCCAGCUUUGGUGGUGGGAGGUCAGAGAUAAGGAGCCUGAAGUGCAGGAAGGCAAAUCCUGUUGGUCAGAAAAGGGCUGCCCCCCAAGCUGGGGUGAAGAUUUGGUGUGGGUGGCCCAGGAGAAGGGGCAGCAGGGAGGUGGCUGGAAGGGGAGAAUGCGUGUGAUGCAGGCCUCCAUGUGCCCCUGUCCGAGUUGGUGAUCUUCUUCAUUGUGAUCACCCCGAGAUCACCCCAAGUUGGUAAUCUUCUUCACUGUGGCUUCUCCUGGGCUUCUGGCCACUGCCCUCUUGCCCACUUUUCUCCAGCCCCCUAGGUACCUGGGAGCUCAAACCCCACCAGGGGUUCUAGCCCUGGUUUGGCUGCUAACCAGCUAUACAACCUUUGGGAAGGGCAUCGGCUCUCUCUGCCUUUCAGCUUCCUCAUCGGCGUGGUAGGAGCCACUAGGGUAGAAAUGGGUGGAAUAAAGAAAAUAAUGUAAGUGAAGUUCCCCGGGAAGUGUCUGGCUCAGCGUAGGCGCUCCGUAAAUGAAGCCAUCAGCCAGUAGUUAUUCAUAGACUACAGACAGUGGGGGUGGGGGGUGGGAGGGAUAUUAUUCAGUCACAAAGAGGCAGGAAGGACUGACACGUGCUACGAUAUGGAUGAGCCUUGAAAAUAUAGCGUUGAGGGGUGCCUGGGUGGCUCCGUUGGCUAAGCAUCUGCCUUCAGCUCAGGUCAUGAUCCCAGGAUCCUUGGAUCAAGCCCCACAUUGGGCUCCCUGCUCAGCGGGGGGCCUGUGUCUCCCUCUGCCUGUGUCCCUCCCCACCCCUCCCCACCCUGCUCGCACCUGCUCUC
Mustela lutreola (European mink) is the source of this 2507-nucleotide messenger RNA. It is a transcript of the gene TEX52, whose product is annotated as testis expressed 52. The transcript has 3 exons. NCBI's taxonomy places the organism in Eukaryota, Metazoa, Chordata, Mammalia, Carnivora, Mustelidae. The record is from RefSeq and is a predicted model, not a curated record. Bases 18 to 941 code for a protein of 307 amino acids.